Molecule: messenger RNA, 3759 nt
Organism: Fundulus heteroclitus (mummichog)
Lineage: Eukaryota; Metazoa; Chordata; Actinopteri; Cyprinodontiformes; Fundulidae
Exons: 2
Coding region: 107-3307 (1066 amino acids)
Biological process (GO): DNA integration
Molecular function (GO): nucleic acid binding
Source: RefSeq, a predicted model, not a curated record
CUUUAAGGAUGAUGACAAGGACAAUAGAUCAGUGUCUCAAGAUGACAUUCUCUUUCUGAACACAUUGAAGGAAGGCAUUUACAAAAACAAUGAAGGACAUUAUGAAAUGCCACUUCCAUUCAAGGAAAGACCUCUCUUACCAGAUAAUAAGCAGAUGGCCACUGUGCGACUUCAAAGCCUCAAAACCAAACUGUCGAAAGACCAAAGGUACAAGGAACAAUAUGUGAAGUUUAUGAGUGAAAUCAUAGAAAGGGGUGAGGCAGAGGAAGUGCGCAAUGAAGCAAAGGAAGGAGAAAGGUGGUAUAUUCCCCACCACGGAAUAUAUCAUCCCCAAAAACCAGACAAACUGAGAGUAGUCUUUGACGCCUCAGCAAAAUACAAAGGUAACAGUCUCAAUGAUCAUUUGCUGUCUGGCCCAGAUUUAAUGAACAAUCUAAAUGGUGUUCUCAUCAGAUUCAGACGUCAUCAAGUUGCAUUAUGUGACAUUGAAAAAAUGUUUCACCAAUUUCAUGUGUAUGAAGCAGAUAGAGACUAUUUAAGGUUUUUAUGGUGGGAAAAUGGUAACCUGGACACUGAGCCCCAAGAAUUCCGAAUGAAGGUUCAUCUCUUUGGUGCCACCUCUUCACCAGGGUGUGCAAAUUAUGGACUAAAACAUCUUGCAAAAGAAAACGAGACACAGUUUCCACUCGCAUCAAAGUUCAUAAUGAAGGAUUUCUACGUGGACGACGGCGUAACAAGUACUGCAAGCAUCAAGGAAGCUAUUCAGCUUGCUCAGGAGGCUCAGACACUCUGUGCAUUAGGUGGCCUUAGACUACACAAGUUUGUAAGUAAUGACAAAACAGUGUUAGAAAACAUUCCAGCAUCUGAACGUGCCUCUCCACAGCAAGCAUGUGACCUAUCAUUUAAUGACUCUAAACUUGAAAGAGCUCUUGGCAUUCACUGGCACAUUGGCUCAGACACACUCAGGUUCCGCUUUCGCCCCAAUGACCAACCUGCUACAAGACGUGGCAUCCUCUCCAUGGUUGCAUCUCUUUAUGAUCCAUUGGGAUUCAUCUCCCCCUUUGUACUCACAGGCAAAAGAGUGCUUCAAGAGGCAUGCAAACAAGGCACCAGCUGGGAUGAUCCCCUUCCCAGUGAACUAAGAGCAGUGUGGGAUAACUGGAAGGCAGACUUGAAGGACUUGGAGAAAGUCACAAUACCACGGUGUUAUGUUCCCAAAGACUUUGGCCAAAUAGUGAAAACAGAGUUGCAUCAUUUUUCUGAUGGAAGCUCAUACGGUUAUGGACAGUGUUCAUAUUUAAGACACAUAAACAAAGACGAUAAAAUGCAUUGCGCUUUGGUUACAGCAAAGACAAGAGUCGCUCCCAUCAAAGUAACAACAAUACCAAGACUUGAACUGACAGCGGCAUUUGUCUCCAUUACUGCAAGCAACAUGUUGAAGGAUGAGCUUGGAUUGACACAGAUCGACGAAUAUUUCUGGACAGACUCUAAAGUAGUUUUAGGCUACAUCAAUAACGAAGCACGUCGUUUUCACACAUUUGUCUCCAAUCGAGUUCAAAGGAUAAGGCUCAACAGCACCCCUCAGCAAUGGAGAUAUGUUUCUUCGGAGCAAAAUCCAGCGGACAUUGCCUCCAGAGGUUCAAGCACAAAGGACCUCAUUUCAUCAGACUGGUUUUAUGGGCCACAGUUUCUGUGGAGCAAAGAUAUCCCUCCAGCUGCAGAGAUCGACAUGAAUGUGCCACUCGGGGAUCCAGAGGUAAAAAGGGUACAUGUACUGAACACUCUUAAAACAGAGAAGAAGAGUUUAUCAGAUAAGUUGGAAAAGUUUUCUUCUUGGUACAAAGCCACCCAAGCCAUAGCUCGACUCAUUCACUGUGCCAAGGGAGAUAAAACAACAGGCCACAGCACAGUGCAAGAAAGACAAAACGCUCAAAAUGUUAUUCUCAGGGAUGUACAAGCGCGUGAAUAUGCAGAGGAGAUAAAGAUGCUCACAGACAGAAAGGCACUUCCUCGCAAAAGCAAACUGUUUGAAAUGGACACUUUUCUUGACACUGAUGGACUCCUUAAGGUGGGAGGAAGACUUAAAGAUGCUUCAUUCUCCUCCACAAUGAAACAUCCAAUAGUAGUUCCGAAGGACCAACACAUCACUCAGUUAAUAAUCUCUCAUUUCCACAGUAAAGUGGAACAUCAAGGAAGAGGACUGACAGUCAAUGAGAUCAGGGCCAAUGGAAUUUGGAUUCCAGGCAUUAACAAGGCUGUGGCAAGCUUUAUUUACAAAUGUGUAAAGUGUCGCAAACUCAGACGAGGCACGGAGGUACAAAAAAUGGCUGAUCUCCCAACCCAGCGCUUAGAUCCAUCUCCACCGUUUACAUUUUGUGGAAUGGACUGUUUUGGUCCUUUUCUAACUAAGCAAGCUCGCAAAGUGCACAAGCGUUAUGGACUUCUUUUUACCUGCCUUUGUUGCAGAGCAGUGCACAUUGAAAUGUUAGAUGACAUGACUACAGAUGCCUUCAUCAAUGGACUCCGCUGUUUUAUAGCUAUAAGAGGAGCAGUCAGUGAAAUAAGGUGCGAUCAAGGAAGCAACUUUGUCGGAGCUAAAAACGAACUGCAGGAAGCUUUAAAACAAGUGGACUCUAAUCGGAUUACCACAUUUCUCGCCGAGAAACAGUGCGACUUCAAAAUGCAUACUCCUCAUUCAAGCCAUACAGGAGGUGUAUGGGAAAGACAGAUUAGGACAGUUCGAAACAUUCUGCGCUCAACUGCAUCACUUUCUUCUGGCAGAAUGGAUGAUGCAUCAUUAAGGACAUUCUUUUAUGAAGCAAUGGCCAUAGUGAACAGCAGACCUCUUACAGUUGACAGCUUAAGUGACCCAAACAGCCCAGAGGCAUUGACCCCAAAUCACCUGCUUACUAUGAAAUCUAAGGUAGCCCUGCCACCUCCAGGUAAAUUCAUCAAAGAGGACCUUUAUGCAAAGAAAAGGUGGCGGCAAGUGCAGUACCUAGCAGAACAGUUUUGGUCACGUUGGAAAAGGGAGUAUCUUUGCAACAUCGCAACAAGGCAGAAAUGGCAUACUCCAAGGAGAAACUUGAAAGUUGGAGAUGUUGUCAUGGAGAAGAUAGAUGACUUACCUCGAAAUGAAUGGAGAUUAGCACGUGUAAUGGACACAGUGACUGACAAAGACGGGCUUGUAAGGAAAGUAAAGCUUCGCUUUGGAGAAAAGAAGAUGGAGAAAGGACAAUGUUCCAGCAAACUUUCCAUAGUAGAACGCCCAGUACAGAAACUGGUUCUUCUGUUUGAUACUGUUUAACUAAAUUCUACAGUCUAAUGUUCAUCUUUUCUUAUGGUCUGUUUUUCAUAGACUUUAACGGUUGCAAGUCAUUUCUUCAUUAGGAAAUCAUUAUCGCUCCUAUUACUUGCCAAUUUAGCGCUAAUAAUUUGGUGGGAGUGUAAAUGACCCUUGUAUGAUCAGUAAUAAUUGGUCAACAUUUGUUGACCAAUUAUUAUUUGUUCCAAGCUGGUGCUUUUAUUUUGAAAGGUUUAAACCGGAAAUCGGUUGUUGUAAACAGGCAGAAGUAGCGCUAACUCUAGCGAGCAGAGAGGUGGUGUGCUCCACGGUUUAAACGGCAAAUAUUGCGGACUUUAAGGGUAUUUUGGCGCCUGGUUGAUAGGGGAACAAGCUCUUACGGUGUGUUCACACGCAAGGCUGUUCAAUAAAAGGACUGUGAACCAUCAGUUUGAGAGACCAUCUUUUCAACCGGG